Molecule: messenger RNA, 1615 nt
Organism: Hordeum vulgare subsp. vulgare (domesticated barley)
Lineage: Eukaryota; Viridiplantae; Streptophyta; Magnoliopsida; Poales; Poaceae
Product: pentatricopeptide repeat-containing protein At4g18975, chloroplastic
Exons: 10
Coding region: 273-1274 (333 amino acids)
Molecular function (GO): protein binding
Source: RefSeq, a predicted model, not a curated record
GCCCAACACAACACAUCCACACAACACGCAGCCGCCGCCCGCCGCCGCACAGGACACAGCAGCCGCCGGCCCCUGCGGCUCCGCCACCGGCCAGCGGCACACAUCGACCGCCGCCCACGGCUGGACGUCACGACGACAGCGAGUCUGCCGACCCACGACUGGCGCCACGCGGCAACGCAAGCGCACGCAGCUAGCAGCGGCAAGCCGGCGACACAUCUCCUUCUCUGAAUCUGAUCCUCUUCUAUUCUCCUUGCCCUGCAAGCUGCAUAGCCAUGCUCGGCCAUCUCCGGCGAUGCUCCGGCGUUCUGCGCCGCCUACCGGUCGCCAGCUUUGCUGCCUCCGACCCUGCCGCUGCAUACUCGGGAUGGGGUUCACACGCCGAGCCGCUCUUGUUUGUUUCAUGUUGGUUUGGCAAGCAUGGUACCAAGAGCUUCUCUACUGAUGAUAAAGUUACCAAUGCUCGUCGAGGGUAUCGGCAAAAGGAGUUUAAGAAGCCAAGCAUGGCCGUAAAGGAUAAUGAUGCGGUCAUUGAUCGCAUACAAAAGAGCACAAGGGGGUUGAAACAAGGGCCAGCAGGGCACACCCUUUCAUCAGCAGAGAAAAGGAAAUUCCUUAUCCACACUCUUCUUGAUCUUGAAGAUUCAAAAGAAGCUGUUUACAGCACCCUUGAUGCGUGGAUCGCCUUUGAGCAGGACUUUCCACUCGCCUCGUUAAAGCAAGCAAUUGUAGCUCUUGAAAAGGAGGAACAAUGGCAUAGAAUUGUCCAAGUAAUAAAAUGGAUGUUGAGCAAAGGGCAAGGAAAUACGAUCAGAACAUACGAGCAAUUAGUGCGUGCACUUGAGAAGGACAACAGAGCAGAGGAAGCACAUAAAAUCUGGGAGAAGAAAAUAGCCCAUGACCUGCAUUCAGUUCCUUGGCGUUUCUGCGGUCUUAUGUUGGCUAUUUACUACAGAAACAAUAUGCUAGAUAGGCUUAUCAAGCUCUUCGGUGUCCUUGAAGCAUGUGGUCGCAAGUGUCCUAGUAAAGACUAUAUACGGAAAGUUGAAGUUGCAUAUGAAAUGCUUGGUCUAUUAGAAGAGAAGAAGGAUUUGCUUGAAAAGUAUAAGGAUUUGUACAACAAGCCAUCAAAUAGUGAUAGAAAGAAAGAUCGACGGUUCAAGAAGUCUGGGAAGAAAGCUGCUGAUGAUAGCAGCAAACAAUGUGAGAUGGAAACGUCUAAAAACUUACCAGUUGACUCUUGCCCUUCAGAUAAGGAACUGGUUGCCCGCAGUUAGUCAAGAUAAGAAAUACAACACCGAUGGUGAGAUCAGUAUCAGACAUGGGUCAACCAAACCAAUGGUCCAUUACUAAUAGGAAACAACAUGGACACAACCCUUCUUUCAUAAAUGUUUUGAUGUGCGGCGACUUUCAAGUUUCCUAGGACAAAUAUUUUUGAAGUGUUAAGAGGUACUGUUGUCCAAAAAUUGUACUGUCUGAAUAUUGGAACAUGUGGGCGCAUAACAGUAAUCAACCAAGGGAUUGUACAUGAGGGGACCAGUACUUUAUCUCAUGUACUCAGUGUGAGAAUGUUGUAUUGACAUUUCCGUUUUCAUACUAGAAAGCCAAUUUCCUGUUA